Microcebus murinus (gray mouse lemur) is the source of this 3608-nucleotide messenger RNA. It is a transcript of the gene TMEM184B, whose product is annotated as transmembrane protein 184B. NCBI's taxonomy places the organism in Eukaryota, Metazoa, Chordata, Mammalia, Primates, Cheirogaleidae. The record is from RefSeq and is a predicted model, not a curated record.
CAGGCGCGUCGCGGCGGCACUCCGCUGGGCCCGGGACGCGCCGGCGGCGGCCGAGACUCCGGGGCUGCGGCGCCGCCCGCCCGCCCCGCCCGCAGCGUCUGGCCACCGCGCGUCGCCCGCACACGCCGCCGCCAUGGGCUCUUGAGGCUAGCUUGUCGCCUCCUGCAAGGGUUUCCCUCAGGGAGCCUCCUGCUGCCAGGCACCAUGACCGUGAGGGGGGCUGCGCUGGCCCCGGAUCCAGCGUCGCCCACGACCGCAGCAGCUUCCCCCAGCGUCUCCGCGAUCCCCGAGGGCAGCCCCACCGCCAUGGAGCAGCCCGUGUUCCUGAUGACUACCGCCGCUCAGGCCAUCUCCGGCUUCUUCGUGUGGACGGCCCUGCUCAUCACCUGCCACCAGAUCUACAUGCACCUGCGCUGCUACAGCUGCCCCAACGAGCAGCGCUACAUCGUCCGGAUCCUCUUCAUCGUACCCAUCUACGCCUUUGACUCCUGGCUCAGCCUGCUCUUCUUCACCAACGACCAGUACUACGUGUACUUCGGCACCGUGCGCGACUGCUACGAGGCCUUGGUCAUCUACAACUUCCUGAGCCUGUGCUACGAGUACCUCGGGGGAGAGAGUUCCAUCAUGUCGGAGAUCAGAGGGAAGCCCAUCGAGUCCAGCUGUAUGUACGGCACGUGCUGCCUCUGGGGAAAGACGUAUUCCAUUGGAUUCCUGCGGUUCUGCAAACAGGCCACCCUGCAGUUCUGCGUGGUGAAGCCCCUCAUGGCCGUCAGCACCGUGGUCCUCCAGGCCUUUGGCAAAUACCGGGACGGGGACUUUGACGUCUCCAGCGGCUACCUCUAUGUGACCAUCAUCUACAACAUCUCCGUCAGCCUGGCCCUCUACGCCCUCUUCCUCUUCUACUUCGCCACCCGGGAGCUGCUCAGCCCCUACAGCCCCGUCCUCAAGUUCUUCAUGGUCAAGUCUGUCAUCUUCCUCUCCUUCUGGCAGGGUAUGCUUCUGGCCAUCCUGGAGAAGUGUGGGGCCAUCCCCAAGAUCCACUCGGCCCGCGUGUCGGUGGGUGAGGGCACCGUGGCCGCCGGCUACCAGGACUUCAUCAUCUGUGUGGAGAUGUUCUUCGCAGCCCUGGCCCUGCGGCACGCCUUCACCUACAAGGUCUACGCAGACAAGAGGCUGGACGCGCAAGGCCGCUGCGCCCCCAUGAAGAGCAUCUCCAGCAGCCUCAAGGAGACCAUGAACCCGCACGACAUCGUGCAGGACGCCAUCCACAACUUCUCGCCCGCCUACCAGCAGUACACGCAGCAGUCCACGCUGGAGCCCGCGCCCACCUGGCGUGGAAGCGCCCACGGCCUCUCACGCUCCCACAGCCUCAGUGGUGCCCGCGACAACGAGAAGACUCUCCUGCUCAGCUCUGACGACGAGUUCUAGGUGCAGGCUGCAGUGCGGGGUGCUGGCGCCGUGGCCGGAGGCAAGCUGUUCCCACCCCCAGGCUCACAGCCAAGCCAGGAGGCGGCUGGCACGGCUUUGGCGUUGCCCUGUAUUUAUUGGACCAGAAACACUCACAUAUCACUUCCAGAGGAACGGCCAGAUGCUGUCUGCCCAGGGGGACGGGUAGGCUCUCCCACGAGCCUUCAGGAAUAUUCCUGCAUGGCUGCCCCUGCACUUCCUGGGCAAGGGGCAAAGGACAGUGGAGCAGUUCCCACGCCCCUGCUGCUCGUGUUAUGGCUGGGCAUGCCGGGACCAGCUGUGCCCAGGCCAAGCGCCGUGUGUGGACCAGCGGCUGCAGCCUUCUAGACACCUCUUCCCCAAGAGACUCUGGGCUGAGGUUGGCAGGCCCCAGCCCACCCCCUACACCGUGCAAUACUCUGACCUGGGCUCUUCCCGCCUGCUCCCCUCCCCUGUCCACCUUUGUCCCAUGCUAGAUUUGCCUAACCUCGGGCAGGAGGAGGAAAUGGGGAUGUUCUGUGGACCCCCCUCCUGACCCAGGCCGACUUGGCAUGCUGCAAGGAUCAGAGCCAGACCCCAAGAGCCAUGGGUCCCACCUACGGAGAGUGCUCAGAGGCCCCUGGCCCCUGGGUGUCCUUGCCGUGGCUGCACCUCUGCCCACCUUAUGCCCUUCCUCCCAGCCUACUGAGGACAGCCAGCAGCCCGCACUGCCCUCUCGCUUGGGGCCUUCCUCAUGGUAGAGUUCUGGGGGGAGCCCUGUGCUGCUCAGGGCCUUCCCACCCUCCCUCCGAGGCCGAGCAGCCAGAACCUGUGCUGGCCCCUGGUCUCUCCCUGGGGCUUCUCCCUCCCGUUUCAGGGGAAAGGUCUGAGUUGCUACAUUUCAGACCAGCGUCCAGAGGAAGAGAGUCCAGUGGGGAGGGUGGGAGGGAUGGCCAUGCAGCUGGGAGGUGGCAGCAGUGGUCCUAGACCCUUCUCCCGGGGCUCUGUCCACACAGGGUCUCCUCUGCCUCACCCCCCCGGCUCCUCUCUUCUGUGCCUUAGUCACAUACAAAAGCUCCCUCCCUAGCCUCGGUCUGUCCCAGACACUCCUUGGGGGCUCCUUGCUAAGCUGCUGGCACUCAGAGGGUCCUGCAGUGCUGGGCCAAGAGCCCUUGGGCAGGCCUCCAGAGUGGCCAGGACCACCAAGUCCCCUUCGCUCACCCCUCCAUGUUCAUAUACCUGGGGCCUCCCAGGGCUGGACCCCCAGGCAGGCCGGUCUUACCUGGCGCCUGGCUUAGGAAGAGGCUGGGCACAAAAUGCAUGUUCCUGCAGACAAAGCUUUCUGGCAUUUAGCAGAUAGUACUUGGGUUGAGGCUGCAGUUGCCUCCGGAAGUGGGUGGGGUGAGGGCGAGGGGCCCCUGCCUCUGGCAUUCACCAUGGAAUCUUUCUUUUGGUCCCUCUUGGAAUGAACAGGGUCCCUCUCUUGGAUCUGUGACAAGGAUCAGGUCCUAGCAAUCUUCCUGGCCUCCCUCCUGCCCUCAUGGCCAAGCCAGCCCUUGGGGGGCCCAGAGGCCUCCAUGUUGGGUACCAGAGGUCAGUUCUGGGCGCCUGUCGGGGGUGUCUGGCCGGUGGGUCCCAAGCUACCCAGGAGGGCAGGGCAGUCGGGGGCUGAGGAGCAGCCCUGGCUCCCCCUGCAUUUGAUUUCUGAAUCCGUUUCUCCAACUCGUUUUUCCUUUCUCCUUCAGGCCAAAGUGUGUUGCUGGUUCUGGCCCCCUUGGACCCUGCCUGCCCAGCACUGUCUGCUCGCAUGGUGGGUGGGGGUGGGGGGAGCUUGGUGGCAGGAACUAGUGGUCCCUGGGGACACGGGGUCACGGGGUUGGGAACACCUGCCAGACUACUCCAUUCCCUCCUUCCUAGGAUGCAUAACCUACCUUGUCUUUUUUUUUUUUUUUUUUCCAGAUAGAGUAGCUCUUUGUACAUAAAAGAUACUUGAAAAAUUAAUUGUAUGAUGUAUGAGAAGACAGAGUCCCCUAGUUUUGUAUCUCGUUGUAUGACUGCCAUGAGUUCCACCGGAAAGCCGCUCUAUUUUGGUCUCUGUGACAUUUUAAAUGCGUGACAGAAGUGAGCAAAUAAAGUGAGGAAGAAAUAUAUAUAUGAGAUAAUAUAGAUUGUAUUGAAAUCUC